AUGGAAUCUGAAAUUUCUGUGUUAAUAAUCCGUAAUACCUAUUGUCCGGAUAGCCUACUAACCGAAAUUUUUAAAUCUUUAACAAUCCCGGUGAUUAUCCAAGCGGUUACUGAUGAUAGCCCUCGGAAUACAAACAUUUCCCGACCACUUCAUCUCCUUUGUUUCCAAGGACAUGAAGAGAAAAAAGAUUUGGACAAUCUUCAAAAUCUAUUUAAAUCUUUAGAGCACUUUUGCGAUGAUAAAAUAAUACUUUAUAGUGCAAACACCUUCUCAAAUCAGAGCAGAAUGGAACUCCUACUAAAAAAAUGCUACGAUUUAAGAAUUUUAAAAGUUGUUGGACUCAUAGCUGGAGAAGAGACUACGUACUUUUACCAAUAUCAGCCCUACCCUCGAUUUAGAAUGGAGCGUAUUCUUCUUGGAGCUUCACCAAUAUUUCCUUCAACUUUUCCAAACAUGCAAGGACAUCCAUUGAUUGUGAUGCCCGACCAAUGGCUCCCUAGGUCUAUUCUCUAUAAAGAUAGACGCAGUGGCAAACAGAUACUAGCCGGUUCCGUGGGGCGUUUUAUGUACGUAUUAGCCUGGAAGCUAAAUGCCACUCUGAAGCUAGCUCCUGCAGUUACCCCAGGACGAUUUCUGCGUUCAAGUACUCUACGAGAACUAGGCGAUAAGUUGGGUAUUGACGUUUCAGCCAGCAUUUCAAUGCAGGAAAAUGGAGACCAGCUACACCGCAGUAGUUAUCCUCUUGAGAUGACUCAUAUUUGCCUAAUGAUUCCUAUGGCCCAACCGAUACCCCUGCGGGACAUAUACCGGUAUAUAAACAGCCCUUAUAAUAUUCUCCUGGCUGUGAGUAUUGCUUACGCCUACGGAUUGGUGUUAUGUCUCCUCCAGAGGCUGAACGGCGAAGCCGUCCACUUGGAGGACUUUCUCCUGAAUGACAGAGCCCUACUAGGAAUUCUGGGUCAAUCCUUCAGGUUACCUUGUCCAGCAAGUAAUAGGUGGAUCUAUUUGAUGUUGGGCAUCGUGGGCUUAAAUGUGAGCAGCAUUUUCGAGGCGGCUCUGGAAACCAUGAUGGCUCACCCGCCAAGGCAGUUCCAGGCCCGAAGCUUUGCCGAUCUCCAGAGGACCAGACUACCAUUGGUUACAACCGAGGAGGAUCUUCACACUGUUAUCGAUAUGCAUCUUAACCUUCUGGUGCUGAAUGUAAGCGAGUACCAUGAGGUGAGGAGCAGCGGAAAUUCCAGCAGCGCUUACUUUGCCUCGCGUCUUCAUUGGACUCUGUUUAGUGAACAGCAAAAGCGCUUCAGCCGGGAGCUGUUUAUAUACUCAAUGGAGGCUUGUAUGUGGUCUCUAGCUCUCAUGUCUUUCCAGUGGCCAGGUGCUUCCUGGUUUAUAGAGCCCGUAAGCAAACUGAUUCUAGAGGUGAGGGCGAACGGAUUGUACCAGUACUGGGUGGGAAUGCACCACUAUGACAUGACAGAAGCAGGGUUGGCUGGAAUAGAUGAUCCUGUUGCCCAAUAUACACAACAAAAAGCCAUCUUGCGUCUGGACGAUCUUCAGUGGGUAUGGUUGGCUUAUGGAGUACUUGUCACUGCUUCUACUAUAAUUUUCCUUCUUGAAAUCAUCUGGAAAGGAUUAAAAAUUAAAUUAUCAUUUAACUUAUAA
Messenger RNA from Drosophila bipectinata, 1662 nucleotides. It is a transcript of the gene Ir54a, whose product is annotated as Ionotropic receptor 54a. The record is from RefSeq and is a predicted model, not a curated record. NCBI's taxonomy places the organism in Eukaryota, Metazoa, Arthropoda, Insecta, Diptera, Drosophilidae.